UAUGGGUGAUGUUGAGAAAGGCAAGAAGAUUUUUGUUCAGAAGUGUGCCCAGUGCCACACGGUAGAAAAGGGAGGCAAGCACAAGACUGGGCCUAAUCUCCAUGGUCUCUUCGUGUGGAAGACAGGUCAGGCCAUUGGAUUCUCUUACACAGACGCCAAGAAGAACAAAGGCAUCACCUGGGGACAGGAUAAACUGAUGGAAUAUUUGGAGAAUCCCAAGAAGUACAUCCCUGGAAGAAAAACGAUCUUUGCUGGCAUUAAGAAGGCAGAAAGGGCAGACUUGAUAACUUAUCUCAAAAAAGUUACUAAUGAGUAAUAGUUGGCCACUGCCUUAUUUAUUACAAAACAAAUGUCUCAUGACUUUUUUAUGUGUUCCAUACUUUAAUAG
This is a messenger RNA of Chlorocebus sabaeus (green monkey), 388 nucleotides long. Its product is annotated as cytochrome c-like. NCBI's taxonomy places the organism in Eukaryota, Metazoa, Chordata, Mammalia, Primates, Cercopithecidae. The record is from RefSeq and is a predicted model, not a curated record. Gene Ontology annotation, molecular function: heme binding; electron transfer activity.